UGGCCUCUGGCCCUUUCCUAGACACUCCACCCCCGCCUGCCUUCUUCCUCCCUGCUCAGGCAGGAUGAGGCGUGCAGGCCUGGGUGAAGGAGUCCCCUCUGGCAGCUACGGCUACGCUGGCAGCGGGUAUAGCACCUGUGAGAAGGAGAACGAGAGACUCAGUGAAAGUCUGAGGAGCAAUGUCAGUGCUAUCAAAUCCCUGUCCAUUGAAACAGGCCAUCAAGUUAAACAUCAAAAUAAAUUACUAGCUGAAAUGGACUCACAGUUUGAUUCUACAACAGGGUUUCUAGGUAAAACUGUGGGAAAACUAAAAAUUUUAUCCAGAGGAAGCCAAACAAAGCUUUUGUGCUAUAUGAUGCUGUUUUCAUUGUUUGUGUUUUAUGUCAUUUAUUGGAUUAUGAAACUGAGGUGAUGCAAGUAAGUGUGAGUUUAGAAUUUAUUCCCACCUGAUGGCUUGGAUUACCACUUUGAUAAAAAUCAGCUUCCAGAAAUUCCUAAUUUUCAAAUAUUGUGACCUUUUCCAUGGAAGAUGAUUGGAUUUUGCUUAUUUUGUAAAUCACGCAAGAGAAUACAUUGCUCUUUAAAUACUGUUCAUCAGUGGUUCAUUUUACCCCCAAUUUUCAGGAGUAUUGAGAUGGCUGAACGCUAUAGAUGGUCAGUGUGGCUUUACCGAUUUUUUGUUCUAAUGUUUGCUCCUUGUAAAAUUGAAUAGCAAUAUAAAAUUAUGUUGUUACUAUAAA
This is a messenger RNA of Ochotona curzoniae (black-lipped pika), 740 nucleotides long. RefSeq names its product BET1 homolog. Lineage: Eukaryota; Metazoa; Chordata; Mammalia; Lagomorpha; Ochotonidae. Gene Ontology annotation, cellular component: Golgi trans cisterna; SNARE complex. The transcript has a single exon. The coding region runs from base 65 to 412 and encodes 115 amino acids. Gene Ontology annotation, molecular function: SNAP receptor activity. The record is from RefSeq and is a predicted model, not a curated record. Gene Ontology annotation, biological process: vesicle fusion with Golgi apparatus; endoplasmic reticulum to Golgi vesicle-mediated transport.